This is a messenger RNA of Oncorhynchus gorbuscha (pink salmon), 2170 nucleotides long. Its product is annotated as atrophin-1-like. Bases 722 to 2155 code for a protein of 477 amino acids. The record is from RefSeq and is a predicted model, not a curated record. Gene Ontology annotation, cellular component: nucleus. NCBI's taxonomy places the organism in Eukaryota, Metazoa, Chordata, Actinopteri, Salmoniformes, Salmonidae. The transcript has 5 exons. Gene Ontology annotation, molecular function: transcription corepressor activity.
AACUUGAGAGUUAUUGUGUGUAUAAAGGAUCUAUGCAAAGUAGCUUAUAGUGGGCUAAUGCACAGUGAUCCUACAUUGGAGUGGGGGAAGAUACAACUGAAAAAGGGACUUCUCUCCUUCCCUCCCCUCUUCUGAGUGUUGGCCCUCUGCGCCUCUUCCUUCUCCCUGCCUCCCUUUCUUCUCGCUCCCCCAUUCCUUAAGAAUAUGCAAAUCACGCCCUCCUCGCCCUCUCUUUCUCUCUCCCUCGAAGUGCAUCCCUUGCUCGCCCUCAGUAGAUUUUGUGACUGUACCGACGGCAAAAAGUGCAAGUCGUCUUGACGGAGGAAGGGGGAGAAAGAGAAGGGGGAGAAGGGGGUGGGGAAGAGGCAAACGUACGCAUCAAUUCGUACAGUCUUCAGCGGCACCCCGUUUUUUCCUGCAACGAUUUGGGAAGGAGAGAGAAAUUUCUGCAUUAUUUGCGGAACCGUUGCAAUAUGAUCCAGCAGCCUCUGUUUAUAGGUGCGCGUGCUGCUCCUAUGUGUGUAUGUCAACGUACAGUAUAAACCGAGAGAGACGGUUAAAGAAAGGGAGAGUGAAAGGGGACACGCAUCGCUGGAUAUCAUAGGUUGUAGAAGCUCAGAUGGUGGUGAGGUGAUUUUCAGUCCUACAGAGAAAGACAAGGACACCACUUCAUUCACUGCUAUGGCCUGUGGGGAGGGAUGGACAUCAUAAAGGAGUAACGAUGAAAACUCGAACUCACAAAGAAUCGAUGCCAAUGCGCAGUGGGCGGAGGCGGGGGGGAAGCAACGAGGAGAGGAGGGGUAGACGCCCGCAUCCCAGCCCUUCUCGUGCAGAACGAACCGACAGGCAGGCGCAAAGAGCUGCUGGCGAGGAAUUGGCUGUCAGUCGCUUCAAUCACAGAUCGCAAGGCCAUGAUUCGUCAGAGAGUGAAGGGGAGGAACUUGUGCCUCCACCAAAGAGGCAGAAAGUCCAGGAUUCUUCCUCUGUCACCAACCCACCGACUUCAACUCAUUCAACUGACAGUACUCCCCCCACUAUACCGCCCCCACCCUCGGCUCCCAGACAGUCACGUGACAGUGACAACGAGGAUGGUCAAUCCCAGGGCAGCAGGAGCUCAGUUGUAGGGAGCUUGGCCAAUAGUCUGAGCAGUGGGCGGGACAUCGACCAGGACAAUCGAUCUUCCUCCCCGAGUCUUUCUGCCUCGCCUCCAGCCAGUUUAGACUCUGACUCUGAUGGUCCAGACUCACCAAAGCAAGGAGAGGGGGAACGGGAGAAAAGGAAAGAGGGAGGAGUGGGGAAGACAGGAGGAGAGGAAAGGAGAGCAGCCAGAGAGGGGAGAGGGGAUGAGUCUUGCGGGGAUGGAGAAAGGAAGGAUGGAGGAAUAGAGGACAGCCCUUCUCUGAAGCUGCCAUCCUCCUCCAUCUCUUCCUCUGCUCCUGUUCCCUCUCUCCGUGGAGCAGGGGAUUCAGCCAAUGACAGCAAUAGUGGCAGGAAGUCCUAUUUCUCACAGGACUCCAAGCUGGUAAGCAAGAUGGAGUAUGGACCGGCCAGCGCUGACACUGUGCACAGUGGCAAUCGAAUGAACUCCAAAGCUAAAGCUCAGUGCGUGACCAAGGCAACAGUCGCCGGGGGAGACUAUCCCCACGGCAACCCCAACAUUCCACACCCCCCUCCACCACCCCUUCCUCCUCCACCAGCGCUGAAACCCUUAGAAUUAGGGGGGCAGAACCUGCCCUCAGAAGUCAAGGUAGAGAGAGAGAAAAUGGAGAAAGGUGAGAAACUGAUGGACAACAAGACGGCUCCUCCCUCUCUGUUACCCCAAACCAGCCCAUUACCCCCCUCCCAGCCCCCGCCCCACCCCCACCACUACAGCCCCACCGGAUGGCAGGGAGGCACUGCAACCGGUUGCCAGGGGAGCUGGGGCUACACCCGUUACUCUGGUAACCACCACACUCACCAGCCGCAGCACCAACCCCCAGUGCAGCAGCAGCAACUGCCAUCCGUCUACAACCCCCCUUCCUCCCGUCAUUCGUCCUCCUCCCACCCCCCUUAUCUCCCCCACCCCCACAAGGAGUACCUCCCCAGGUACGCUUCCGGGGGAGGGGAAAGGGAGAGGGGGGUGGCCGGCGAGAGGGAGAGGGAGAGGGGGGAGUGAGGGUGGAGUAUGGGG